AUGGAAUGUUCCGAAGAUGGUGCCUCAAGGGCUAAAAGGAUGGCAGAGAAGAAGUUAUUACAGGAUAACUUUAGUGUUGCAAAACUACUUGCAACAAGGGCUCGGGUCCUGAAUCCCAAUAUUGACGGCAUCACUGAACUGCUGGCAACAAUUGAUGUUUAUAUAGCUGCUGAAAAAAAAGUUGGUGCAGACGUAAAUUGGUACGAGGUCCUUGGUGCACAGCCCUUGGAUGAUGAUGAAACAAUUCGGAAAUGUUACAGGCAGAUGGCUCUUACUCUGCAUCCGGAUAAAAACAAGUCGGUGGGUGCAGACGGCGCAUUUAAGCUGGUAUCUCAGGCAUGGACUGUACUAUCUGAUAAAGCUAAGAGAGCCGCCUUUGAUCAGAAGUGCCGCUUAUGGGAGUCCUUCAAAAGGAUUAGUGGUGGUAUACCUCAGAAUAGUUUGUUUGAUACUGUUAACCUUGGGGGGAAACUUUCUGAACCUGCUAGUAGGGGUGGUUUGUUUAAUGCUGCUAACCGGACGGAUAGAGAUCUCACGAGUGGUGCUCAUGCCAAUCCUACUCCAAGACCUUCUGUAUCUGCCCGUUAUAGUGGUUUGUUUAAUUCUGAUACCAGGAAGGACAUAGAUCAUAUGAGUGUUGCUCACACCAAUCCUACUCCAAACGCCCCUCUUGGUAAACCACCUUCAUUUUGGACUGUGUGUAGUUUCUGCAGGACACAUUAUGAGUACUUUACUGUCUAUAAAAACUGCAAUAUUGUUUGUGCCGGCUGCAACAAGCCAUUUUUUGCUUCUGAGACACCACCCCCGCCUUUAAUUGCAAAUGCUUCCCCCACUUCAAGAGCUGCUUUGUUGAAUCAGCAUAAGUUCAACUCAACCGGAUUGGUAAGAAGCGACCAUGUUUCAAGUAGGGCACUGACGUCUUCCGUCAAGUCAUCGCUUGGGUCAGGUUCUUUUUCUAAGCCAAAUGGCACUUCCAGUGGACCGACAUCAGUUUCUACUGCUUCUGGAGCUCUUGAUCUUUUUAACAGGCCAUCUGUGAAUUUGAAGAGAAGGCAUGAAGAUUCAACACCUCUCAUGAGUGCGGAGACACAUAUCGGUAAAACUCAUGUUGAAAGAACUAUUACAGGUUCAGAUUUUCAGCCUUCUUGUACAAAAAGGUGCACAGGCGAACAUAAAGUUGAUAGUGAUAGAAGAGGCACGGAAGCUGAAAUGGCAUCAAAAAAAGGAAUAACCUCUUCCAAUGUGUCAGGGUCUCUGAAGAAUAGUUUUGAUGCAGGAAAGGUUAGUGCUCCCGGAAAUUCCAGACGAAAUGGUAUUAGGGACAUGUCUCAGCAGAAUAUGAGGAACAUCUUGGCAGAUAAGGCUCGGAAGGUGAUUUGUAAGAAACUUGAUGAGUGGAAGGAGAGUCGUAGAAAGCUUGAUGAGUGGAAGGUGAUUCGUAAAACGCUUGAUGAUCGGUAUCUAUCUUCUACGCUAAAGAACACUGGUGCAGAUGCAGAAGUCAAAGUGAAGGAGAAAGAAAAGGCUAUUAAUGGUGUGAAGCCUGGUCCAAAAGAAAUUGUUAAUUCUGAGACCAAUAAUAACUCUAUCUCUGCGGUUUCAGAGGUGCCUCUUUCUGUCACAAUGAGUGUUCCAGACCCAGAUUUCCAUGACUUUGAUGGGGACCGAGUUGAGGACACUUUUGGUGAGAACCAAGUGUGGGCUGUAUAUGAUGAUGAAGACGGAAUGCCACGCUACUAUGCCUUUAUCCACAGUGUGAUCUCAAAGAAUCCAUUCCAAAUGAAGAUAACCUGGCUGAGCUCUAAAACCAAUGAUGAAUUUGCACCGAUAAAGUGGGUCGGUUCUGGCUUUCCAAAGACCACCGGGGAUCUUCGACUAGGCAAGCGUGUAAUCAGCAGCACUCUAAAUUCUUUCUCUCACAGGGUCAAGUGGACAAAAGGUCCCAAAGGAAUUUUCCAUGUAUAUCCAAAGAAAGGGGAUGUUUGGGCUCUAUAUCAGAACUGGUCCCCUGAUUGGGAUGAACUUACUAAAGAUAAUGUCAUACAUCAAUAUGAAAUGGUGGAAGUGCUUGACGACUACAGUGAAGAGCACGGUCUGAAUGUUGCUCCACUUUCCAAGGUUGCAGGUUUCAAGACAGUGUUCCGUCAGAAUGCUGACCCGAGAAAAGUCAGGAACAUUCCAAGGGAAGAGAUGUUUCGCUUUUCACACCAGGUACCUUCAUACUUGCUUACCGGAGAAGAAGGUGAAAAUGCUCCUAAAGGUUUCCUGGAGCUGGAUCCUGCUUCUACACCUAUGGAACUUCUUCAGCUGAUCACUGAUCCUCCAACCCAAGAAAUGGAGGAAAUGCCAGUUGAAAAUUCUUCAAAAGAUGACUUGAAGCACAAGGACAAUUCUGGCGUGAGUAAGAAGGCGGCUGGAGCACAGGCAGGGAAGGUUUGGCCUGAGAAUUUGCUGGUAUACAGGCGGAAGCGUUUUAAGGUAAAGAGGGAUCAGUGA
This is a messenger RNA of Lathyrus sativus (Indian pea), 2496 nucleotides long. NCBI's taxonomy places the organism in Eukaryota, Viridiplantae, Streptophyta, Magnoliopsida, Fabales, Fabaceae. The record is from the annotation of a GenBank genome assembly.